Cyanistes caeruleus (blue tit) is the source of this 2980-nucleotide messenger RNA. RefSeq names its product golgi reassembly stacking protein 1 (gene GORASP1). Gene Ontology annotation, biological process: Golgi organization. Lineage: Eukaryota; Metazoa; Chordata; Aves; Passeriformes; Paridae. The record is from RefSeq and is a predicted model, not a curated record. Gene Ontology annotation, cellular component: Golgi apparatus. Gene Ontology annotation, molecular function: protein binding.
CUGCUCCCCUCUAUCUCUCCCUGUUCUCUCUCCUUAUUCCCCUACUUCCCUCCUUCUUUCCCUGCUCUCUUCUCUGUGGAUCUUCACAGCAUCAUGUUAGGGGGUUAAUUCCCGCUCCAGCGGUGCUUUCCUCCGUGGCUGCCUCUCCCAGAUGCAAGUUUGUUGUAACUCCUCUUUAGCAGAUUGUCUGCACGUACAGUGGUGUAAAUGCAUAUCUGGAAGGAUGAGCAGAUGCUUGCAUGAGUUAUUGUUUCUUUCGGUUCAAGAGAAUUCCCCAGCCCAACAAGGAGGACUGGAACCUUUCUUUGAUUUCAUCAUUGCCAUAGGACACACGAGGCUUAACAAGGAAAACAAUAUGCUGAAAGACCUGCUGAAGGCAAAUGCUGAGAAAGCAGUGAAGCUGGAGGUGUAUAACAUCAAAACAAUGAAAAUCCGAGAGGUGGAGGUGAUCCCCAGUAACAUGUGGGGAGGACAAGGCCUCCUUGGAGCCAGCGUGAGGUUCUGCAGCUUCCAGGGAGCCAAUGAACACGUGUGGCACGUUCUGGACGUUGAGCCUUCUUCUCCUGCGGCUCUGGCUGGUCUCCAGCCAUACACUGACUACGUUGUUGGAUCUGAUCAGAUUCUUCAGGAGUCAGAGGAUUUCUUUUCCCUGAUUGAAUCCCAUGAGGGGAAGCCACUGAAGCUGAUGGUUUAUAACACUGAAGCAGAUUCCAUCCGAGAGGUAGUUGUGACUCCCAAUGGAGCUUGGGGUGGAGAAGGAAGUUUAGGAUGUGGUAUUGGAUAUGGCUAUUUGCACAGAAUCCCAACACAGUCCGUGACAUCAAAGAAAAAGCCAGAAAGCAAACCACCUUCACCCUCACCAGAAGCUGGAACUCCUGUGCCAUCCACUAAUGGUUACACAGAGACUCCAUUGUUGGCACCUACCUCUCAGAAUGACAUCUCUGAAACAGUUAUGAACUUGGAUCAUUCCAUAGAGCAAGAAAUGAGUGGUUACUCACCAGAAAGUUCCCUUUCUCCUCCUCCCCCUCUCCAGAGAGUUAUGGAUCCAGGCUUUCUAGAUAUGUCUGGAAUUUCAGUUUCUGAGUUCACAAGCUUAACAGACAGGUCCAGCAUGUCCCCAUCUGCCUCCUUCAAUGUGCCAGCAGCAGGGGCUUCUGUAGGCCCUGAAACACUAAUGCCAAAUAGUGAAGCCUCUGCUUAUCUUGAAAAUGCCUCAACUUUGGACCCUGAAGGUUUAACCCUGGAUCCUGAAGGAUCAGGAACUGAUGCUGAUAACCAGGAAUCCAAGCUGCUUGUGAACAGCACUGAGAGCUCAUUAACCACUGCUCCAGAGACACCAGAGCACGAAGCAGCAAGUGAGCAGAAAGGAGAAGCAGCUGCACAAUAUCCUGAGUGAGUGGACCCUGCUGCUCUUUACAGACUGCUGAAUGCUUCAGUGCUACAGCUUGGAAUAUUUUUCUUAUCUUUAAAGAAUUACAGUUGCUAUAUUUUGUUAGUGUAGACAAUACUAGAAAAGAAAUCACAUGAAGUACAUAUCCUGUUGUCUUCUCCAAUCACUGUUUAAUGGAUUGAUCUAUGUUCAAAAUUUGAAUGCUGUCCAAAAUCACCCAAUCAGUAGAGAAAUUAAUGCACAAACAAGUUGGACACUGGCAGAAUGUCAAGUUCUGGAAUUCACAUUUGCCUACAAGUGCUCCUGAAUGUACUUAUAAAGGCAUUGUGCCUGAACAGUGACAGUGACGAUUUUAUCCCGAUGUUUGAUGGCAUUAUAAAAAUAUUUAUAGUUUUGUUAGAAAGCUUUUCUAAUGGUACACCUUGGUUAGACUGUUCUUGUGACUUGCAAGGCAUUUCUUACACUAUAACAUGCUUUCACUUACUAGACUGUUAUUUUUCUUGGUUUCAUUCCCUUCUCUGCAACAGUCAUUCAUGUACCUUUUGUAUACCUGCUUGAGCUGGAAGGAAAUACAAUGGGCUUUAACAUUGCAGCCCCAAAUGCGACAAAGCCAUUCACUUCUGCUCUUGAAUGGACCAGGUGAUGGCUGUGCAGUUAAAUAAACAAUGAAGGGGGAGGGAGUGAUGGUGGUUACUUGAAACAAAUUGAAGAUGAUUUUCAAGUAGGGGGUGAUGAGUCUUUUUGGGGAAGGGUGAAUGUCUUGGCUUCUCUAGUGACUGAGAGAUAGCUUUCCUUUGCUCCUAUUCACUCAUUACUAUUUUUAUACAAAUUAUUGUAAGUUUAAGACAUGGGCUGUUGUGCAGCACCUGCAAUUUGUUUUUGUAGCUUUGUUUGCAUUUGUCUCUAAAUCACUUCUGAAUGUAAUGGCAAACAUGGCAUAAACAAUGGAAGACAUGGAUGGUUUUAUAAUCCUCAGGGCAGUGAUUUAUCAUGGAAUUUCAAAACUGCUGACAGGCAAUAAUAUAGCUACUGCAGUGAAAAUCCUUUGUAAAUUAAGAGAAUGGGGUACAAGGCUGGCAUGUGUUUAGGCUAUAAAAACUAAAGUACACUUAUUUAGCACAAUAUUGCCUGAUUUCCUGUGCUCUGGCUCCUGCUGUGUUUCUGCACUGUGCAGGUCAGACAGUUACAGCUGACUGGGCUGAAAUCUGGUACUGAUGCAGGGGCGGACUCAGAAUCCCACAGGUUUGUCUGUGACAGCUCAGAUUCAGCCAAAGGGUGCAAGCAAAGUCACAGCACAACAGAGCUUCAGAUGAGUCCACCCCAACAAAAAAAAAUCUGUCCUUCAUCUGUUGUUCAUCUGAAAUACUGCAAGUACAGUAGUUCUGAACAGGACUGUCAAAGUACCUGUUGCUUUAAAGAAUGUAUUCAAGGCAGUAGAAUUGACAGUGGAUUCUAGUCUGCUAAAGGGUCUGUUAAUUGUAAGCCAAUUUUAUUUCCUGUGUUGCUAAAGUAAAUUUCUUAUUUUGUUCCCCCAGCUGACUGUUACAAGGGCAAACAGCCAAACACUAAAAAUAAAUGUAAUUUAAAUUA